AUGGUGGCCAGCGCAUCGGCUAAUAAUAUAUGCACAAAAUUCAUAGUGAGUCCACGUGGAGUGAAGCUUUUCAGCUGCCAAUGGGGACCCACAGAUACAGAGGCAAAAGCUCUGAUUUUCCUCUGCCAUGGCUACGGCAUGGAGUGUAGCAUCUCCAUGAGAGGCUGUGCCGCUCGACUAGUGAAGGCGGGCUAUGAAGUGCACGGGAUCGACUGCGAAGGCCAUGGGAAAUCGUCCGGCCUGCUCGGACCCAUCACCAGCUUCGAUGAUCUCGUCCACGAUCUCUCCGAUCACUUCACCAAUAUAUCCGAGAGGAAAGUGAAUAGGAAUAAGCUGAGGAUAUUAAUGGGGGAAUCAAUGGGAGGGGCGAUGGUCCUAUGCUUGCAUAGAAAAAUGCCUGCCUUUUGGGAUGGUGCCAUUCUUGUUGCACCCAUGUGUAAGAUUGCGAAGGAAAUUGUUGAAAAACAAAGCGCGUGGUAG
This is a messenger RNA of Salvia hispanica, 480 nucleotides long. RefSeq lists its product as uncharacterized. The record is from RefSeq and is a predicted model, not a curated record. Lineage: Eukaryota; Viridiplantae; Streptophyta; Magnoliopsida; Lamiales; Lamiaceae.